This is a messenger RNA of Ctenocephalides felis (cat flea), 1962 nucleotides long. RefSeq names its product ankyrin-3-like. The coding region runs from base 91 to 1749 and encodes 552 amino acids. The transcript has 9 exons. Lineage: Eukaryota; Metazoa; Arthropoda; Insecta; Siphonaptera; Pulicidae. The record is from RefSeq and is a predicted model, not a curated record. Gene Ontology annotation, molecular function: protein binding.
AAAUAUAAGUUGUUUAAAUAUACUUUUGGUGCCUUACUGUUGCCGAUAGAGUGCUCUUUAUUUGUGACUUUUCACGGACUGAAGUUCAAAAUGUUUAAAAAAAGGUUUCCUUCACUUUCAAGUCUGGGGUCUGAUGGGAACACAUCGUUCCUUAGGGCUGCUCGGGCCGGCAACUUAGAAAAGGUCUUAGAGCAUCUCAAAUCAAAUAUAGACAUCAAUACUAGUAAUGCUAAUGGCCUCAAUGCUUUGCACUUAGCUUCUAAGGAUGGUCAUGUGGCGGUUGUACAAGAAUUACUCAAAAGAGGUGCAAAUGUUGACGCCGCCACAAAGAAGGGUAACACAGCGCUUCACAUCGCUUCGUUGGCUGGCCAAGAAGAAGUGGUCAAAUUAUUAGUUCCUCAUGGCGCUUCCGUAAAUGUUCAGUCUCAAAAUGGAUUUACGCCAUUGUAUAUGGCAUCACAAGAAAAUCAUGACUCAGUUGUUAAAUAUCUCCUUGCAAAUGGAGCAAACCAAAGUCUCGCGACAGAAGAUGGAUUCACACCCUUGGCUGUAGCCAUGCAACAAGGGCAUGACAAAGUUGUCGCAGUUCUAUUAGAAAGUGACACAAGAGGUAAAGUACGCCUACCUGCACUUCAUAUUGCAGCAAAAAAAGAUGACGUCAAAGCAGCAACGCUUCUCUUAGAGAACGAGCACAACCCGGACGUUACUUCAAAGUCAGGGUUCACUCCACUACACAUCGCAUCACAUUAUGGCAAUGAAUCGAUAGCCAACCUGCUGAUUCAAAAAGGUGCAAAUGUAAACUAUGCCGCCAAACACAACAUCAGCCCUCUCCACGUGGCGGCCAAAUGGGGGAAAACAAAUAUGGUCGGAUUGCUUGUCGAUAAAGGGGCAAAUAUCGAAAGCAAAACCAGAGAUGGUCUCACGCCACUGCAUUGUGCGGCUCGCUCAGGACAUGAACAAGUGGUAGAUAUGUUGCUGGAUCGCGGCGCGCCCAUCAGUUCAAAGACCAAGAAUGGUUUGGCGCCUUUGCACAUGGCAGCUCAAGGCGAACACGUGGAUGCAGCGCGUAUCCUGCUUUAUCAUCGCGCUCCAGUCGAUGAAGUUACUGUGGAUUAUUUAACAGCACUCCACGUAGCAGCUCAUUGCGGACAUGUGCGUGUUGCAAAGUUGCUGCUGGACCGCAGUGCUGAUGCAAAUGCACGAGCCCUAAAUGGUUUUACGCCUCUUCAUAUCGCUUGCAAAAAGAAUCGCAUCAAAGUAGUCGAGCUGCUACUAAAACACGGAGCGAGUAUUAGUGCAACUACUGAAAGUGGUUUGACGCCACUACAUGUUGCCAGUUUUAUGGGAUGUAUGAACAUCGUAAUAUAUCUCCUUCAACAUGAAGCUAGUCCUGACGUACCGACAGUUCGAGGAGAGACACCAUUACAUCUAGCUGCAAGAGCUAACCAGACGGACAUAAUUCGCAUUCUGUUGAGAAACGGUGCCCAAGUGAAUGCUAGAGCACGAGAGCAACAGACGCCACUUCACAUUGCAUCGAGGCUUGGUAAUGUCGACAUUGUAAUGCUCCUGCUUCAACACGGAGCGCAGGCGGACAACACCACCAAAGACAUGUAUACGGCACUACACAUCGCUGCCAAGGAAGGACAAGAUGAGGUAAAGAACUUAGUCGCUAGACGAAUCAUGGAUCACAUCGACACAGUCUAUCUUAUGCAGCUCUUCUGGAUCAGGCAUCAAGAGUACCUCAUCUAAGCCUAAGUUUUCGACUGCAAGUUAUUUUUUGACGUAAAAUUUAGAAAUGCGGAUUUCUAAACUCCUCUUGUCAAUUUAUUGUAUUUAUUCGAAAACUUUACAUGAUCUACUACACCGAAUUAUAUUCAAGCAAUUUUUCUUACAUAUAAUGAAUUGACUGAUAAAUACUUAGAACUACAUUUUGAUCAUUUAGUGAAUGUGGAAUAAAAACGG